GCUGUUUUGAGAUCGUUGGACCCUUGCAAUACUGCCAUAUUGUUGACUGGAAGACUUGCGUUCAAGAUGCCCUUUUCCACCGGGGAGGAGAACUUGCUUCAGCUGAACCAAGAAAGCUUCGACUUUAAUGUGCAGUUUGAACAGCUCUUCUUCUCUAUUAUACCAUCUGUGCUAUUUAUUACGGCAUCGUUAUGGAGGACGUUUUAUCAGGCAAGGAAGCCAACUAUAGUGAAUGCACCAGCUUUUCAACUCGUCAAACUGGGUGCUAUCACAACUUAUGUUGGGCUUGAACUCUCACUCCUCAUUCUAGUCGCCGUGGGUUCCUUCCAUGUGGCCAGCAUGUUUAUAGCCUCCUCGGUCCUUAAGCUUGUGUCGGCGUUAUUCAUGAUAACACUUAGCCUCGUCGAUCACAGCAAGAGCUCGAGACCUUCCGUGCUCCUGAAUAGCUACUUAUUUCUGACCCUCCUCCUGGAUGCAGCUCAAGCAAGAACGCUAUUUCUGGUAUCGGAAGACAAGCCCGAACUCACUUACAGCAACAUAUUCUGCGCUGCGAUGGCUCUAAAGGUUGGAAUAUUGGUAUUAGAAGCCCAACGAAAAUCGAAAUGGGUCUGCUGGGACGAAAAAGAGCAUAGUCCCGAGCAGAUGAGCGGGAUCUUUUCCCUCGGAGUCUACUUCUGGCUUAAUAGGAUCUUCAUGGAGGGGUAUAAGAAAGUUUUGACGAUGAACGACUUGUACCCCCUGGAUAGCUCUCUAGAUGGUAAAUUGCUCUACGAAGAGUUCUCUAGAAACAUAGAUUAUUCGAAACUGAAGGGCGACAAGUUUGGCCUCGCGAAGGCACUAAUGCGCACAUUGAAGGUCCCUCUCAUGCUUCCUAUAUUCCCACGCCUGGCACUUCUCGGUUUUACGUUUUGCCAACCUUUCUUGAUCGAAAAGCUAUUGGAGCGCCUGUCGGGGCCCGAUAUCGACGCAAACGUCGGAUACGGCUUCAUCGGGGCCAGUAUACUGAUUUACUCGGGAAUCAGCAUCUCUACGGCCCUCUGUUGGGAGGAAACUAAGUUUGGAGAGUUGGUGAAGGCUGGGGCCAAAUAAAGUAAAUAUCUACCUUAGAGGUAGCGUCCUAAACUGACGUAUCGUUAAUUCAUAGCAGAUAUUGACUGAUCCCGGUUAGGAUCAUCGAU
Molecule: messenger RNA, 1178 nt
Organism: Daldinia decipiens
Lineage: Eukaryota; Fungi; Ascomycota; Sordariomycetes; Xylariales; Hypoxylaceae
Exons: 2
Coding region: 67-1089 (340 amino acids)
Source: RefSeq, a predicted model, not a curated record